CUGAGGGAGUCUGAGUGAGUGAGACACAAGGAGACUAAGACAAACAGACAGUAGAAAAAAGGACAUGAGAACAGUGACAUUUUUACUUUGUAUGGGAGGCAGGAAACAAGACAACUACCUGUGGAGAUGGGAAGUACAACCCUCCCAGUGUACCUCAAUGUGAGUGCGGGGACGAUCAACUCGUCAUCGGACCCAGCUAAGACUGAGGAGGGUUACAGUGAGGCAACAAUGAUCCUGCUGGGUAUGAUUAUGUCCUUACUCGUCCUGUGCAUUGUCUUUGGCAACAUCCUGGUCAUAACAGCAAUCGCCCGCUUCCAGCGUCUCCAAAAUGUCACCAACUGUUUCAUCACAUCCCUUGCCUGUGCUGACCUAGUCAUGGGUCUCAUUGUGGUUCCUUUCGGUGCCUGCUACAUCAUCUUUAAGACUUGGCACUUUGGUAGUUUCUGGUGUGAGUUCUGGACUGCGACUGAUGUGCUCUGUGUGACUGCAAGCAUCGAGACCCUGUGUGUCAUAGCUAUUGACCGUUAUUUAGCCAUUACCUCUCCCUUCCGCUACCAGUCGAUGCUGACCAAGGGCAAGGCUCGCAUUGUGGUUGUGCUGGUGUGGGUGAUUGCCGCCUUGAUAUCUUUCCUGCCCAUCCACAUGAAGUGGUGGAUAUCAGUUGAUAAGGAAGCUAAGGAUUGCAUUGAGGACAGUAGCUGCUGUGAGUUCUACACCAACAUGGCUUACGCCAUCACCUCCUCUAUCAUCUCCUUCUACAUCCCUUUGGUCAUCAUGGUUUUUGUCUACAGCCGCGUUUUCCAGGAGGCCAAGCGCCAACUGAAGAAGAUUGACCUAAGCGUUGGACGUUUUCACAACAGCGACAACAGCAACCCCCAAUCUCUGGAGGCCAACAAUGGGCGUGGCAACAAGAAGGCCAAAUUUUGCCUACGGGAACACAAAGCCCUAAAGACACUGGGCAUCAUCAUGGGGAUCUUUACUCUGUGCUGGCUGCCCUUCUUUCUGCUCAACGUGGUGGUGGCCAUAUGGAAGGUGGAGGACAUUGACCUUACCUUCAGGAUACUUAACUGGAUAGGUUACGCAAACUCUGCCUUCAACCCGCUCAUUUACUGCCGGAGUCCUGAGUUCAGGUAUGCCUUCAAGGAAAUCCUCUGCAUGAAGAGGAACAGCCUCAGCAAUGCGGGGCCCAUGAAUGGAUAUGUCUACAGCAGGCACAGCUGGCAGAGCGAACAGCAAGGAAGAAGUAAGGGCAGCUUGGAUGACAGUGACACUAAUGAAGGGUGUGUGGGAAAGGGAGCGGGGGUCUGCGGCAGUGUGGAUAGAUCAGUGGACCCCAGCGGGAAUUGCAACAAAGGCCUAUCGACUGUAACGACUGUCCUUUAAACCUGGAGCCCUGAGACUUCUGUUAGCAGGGUGAUCAAGGCAUGUUUACACUGUUAUCAUAAACCUUUUUCCAAUUGACUAAUGAAGGUAAGGCCAGUCAAACUGACGGCUAGAGACCGCUUAACAGAAACUGUAAUAAUCAUGUUCAGCUGAGGAAACUAUCUUCCAAUUUCAACACUGAAUAAAAACUGUAGGUAGAUCACCUUUCCUUUUGUUACAUUUCUCAUGUUUAACUUCCAUCUACCUCAUCACAUCUUUUAAACAUGUGUUUCUUAACUGACUAUUUUACAUUAACUCACUGUCCACAGAAGUUACACUAUGGCAGUAUUGUAUCUCAGCCGUGUAAGUAUUGUACUUCACUAUAUGAUCUGUGCAUUAUAGAAUUUCUACCUAUCAGGCCCACAUUGAGUUUGUGGUAAUUGCUUUUAUUUUAUAGUUCUUGGCAAAAGUUCCCACAAUUUAUUAGCAUAAAAAUGUUUUUGAAAUUCAAAGUAAAUGUUGUUAGAAGCUAUAAAUUCCAUACGGGCAUGGCAAUUCACAGUUCUUAUUUCCAUCAGAAGAUGGAUGAGAAGCAUGGAAGGCAUAAACGUAAUGCCUCUUUGGUGCUUUCUUUGAAGAAAUACAUUCCAAAUCAAUACAAAUAAUAUAAUGUAUAUAAUAAUUUGGCUAAAUUUCCUUUCCAGAUUGUUUUAUUCUUUUUUAUGGAUUGUCUUAGUGUGAAAUAUCAUCAACAUGUGUGGCAGAACCUGUCUUUUUCUCCUCACUGCUCAGCAAUGUGGUGAGGUCCUGCUCUAGUGUUUUACAGCAUGCUGCAUGAGUGUUUCUGUGGCCUGCAGAUAGCAUCAGAGAUUUGAAGUUAUCUACAUCUCACUGGUGCAAGCUGCCAAAACGUUUGGGGCCAUCCUCUGUUAGUCAAGUUUCUAUACGUUGUAUCAGCCAGAUUCCAUUAUCAGCCCUGAAGAUAUAUAAUGGCAUUUAGUGGAAAGCAGAUUGCAUUAAUGUUGUUAAUCCUGGGUAUCAACCUUUAAAGCUUGCAGCUGUUAUAUGAAUAAAUGCACUUGUUUUAAACUGUGCUGCUACACAGCCUAACAGUCAUACCUUGCGUUCAGUCCGCUGGUUCAUUUGUGAGACAUGUAAACCAAUAUCUGGUACAUUAUAUAGCCAAUACAUAAGUAUAAGUCCUUCCUAUCCCAUCUAUGUGCCGGUAGUAACACUUUUGUUGCACAUGCUCUAUUUGUUUAUUACAAUGUGUAGUUGCUGUCUUUCAGUAUGUACAGUGUUUACUGAAACCAGAGAAGCCGUUUCCUUAGUCAUGGCACAAGGGUACAAACUACCCACAAGAAUAAACAGUGUGUCGAAAUAGCCAAGCGAUAACAAAGUUCCAGGCCCGAGACUAUGGUGGUGGAGAUUAUUCAGAAGCCAAUAAACAAUGAGAAAAACAGUCCUGAGUUGUGCACCUUUGUCAAUGCUCCCUGACAAGUCCCAGAGUCUCCUCUCACUGUAAACGGAUCUCUGGAUCUUUAUGAAAUCAGUCUAACAUUUGAAUAAGACACUCGGGAGUCCACUGAGCAGCGCCUCAGCUGUUCCAGUUGUUUCAGUCAGUCUACUUUAGACACUGCUCAGUGUGCAGUCUCCAGGAAAUGCCCCAAAUCCAGCUGAGCCCAGCACAAUAAACAUGAAUAAAUCCAUUAUCUCUGCCGUUUAGCUGGAGAAUCAGAUAACUCCCUCUCUUAGGGAACUCUGAACUAGAUAGAUACAUUACAUAGUAUACAGUUCACAAUUUGCAUGAUGAGAUGUGAUGAGAUCCAAAUGGCUAACCUGAAAUGAGAUACUCUUUUUUUAAUCGCCUGUCUUAAGAUCACAGGCUAUUGGAAAUAUCACUUUUUUGACAUAGGCAUGCAUUAAUGGAACAUGAGCUCGUAAUGUAGGGGCUUGAAUUGGAGAAUUCACCCACUUUUCCCAACACUAUAUGAUAAGUGUUGCAGGUGUAACCCCCUUCCCACCGUCAGUUUGGUGAUCACUAUGUUCUGAUCAAAUAGUGAGCAUGCUAAAUGUGGCUACUGACGUUGAGAGGGGGAGCAGGGAUUCUCUGCCAGUCUAAAUCAGUGGUAGUGACCUGUGUUUUAGUGCAUGUAGUAAGGUCAGCUGGCACCGUCAAAACUGUGAACUUUGUUCCCUCAGAGGAAUCCAUAUGUACUGUAAUGCUAGGUUUGGCCAGCACUGCUGUCACAGACUUUAGGAAUAGACGUAAAUACGGUGUCAUCUUACGUCAAUGUUUGCCAUGUGAAAAACAAGCUUUCCAGUGUGUUGAUCUUUUUUCUGUUUUUCUAUUUCAUGGAUUUACUGCAAAGUAAAUGCAGGGGUUGGCUGUCAUAACAAACGUUCUCCAGGUUUUUUUCUUUAAUCAAAACUGUACAUAAUGCACGAAGCACAAAACAGAUAAUGAUUCCAGACCAAGAUUUUGAUACAUUGUAUUUAUUCACUCACAAUUAAUUGACGCAUUGAUGCUAAAUUAAUGAGUCACUGUUGGAUAAAAAAAAAAAAGGUCUGUAUUUGAAACAUCUGUUAUUUUCAGAAGCACUUUCCAAGUGAUCGUUUGCAUGCCUGCUAUGCUGUAUAUAUACUUGUGGUGAUGUGUUUGUGGACUGUGGUGCCAUUUCCUUUCGAAGUGAUCUGUUUAAGUGGAGCAGUUUGUGAACUAUAUAUAUCCACACUGCUCCCUCCUGGCAGUGGCCUCUCCUUGCACCUCAGCUGUCUCAGAGUUAUUAAUGGUUACGGUUUCAUCAAUACGCCUGUAUAAUAAGGAAUGUAAUUCAUGUCUUCACCUUCUCAUGCUGGAGGACACAACGUAGUUAUGUGAAAUGAGUCUUGAAUGAUUAACUGACACUACAACAUUCCAAGUAGGCCUACAGCUGAUAGUUUGGAGCCAUAUAUCAUGUCUACUGAUGCAUACAAUGAACAUUCAGUUCUCCCAAUGAAGUUUGGCUCUAGAUUACCACUCCUACCCACUGGUAUGUUUAAUUCUGAAAACAUAAAAGGUUAUUUUAAGUUUAAGAUGAUAUGUUACAAUGUGGCACGUAUAUUUUCAGUGUAAAAGAAUAUUAUCUAUGUCAUGGAUUGACCAUUUUAAUAUUGUCAAGGCUUAGGUGGGCUAAUGCUAAUGCUAAUGCUGUCCUCACUGAUCCAUUCAUGUUCCUAUUUAAUAAAAGUCACUUUACCCUGAACUGCUUCCCAUGGUUUAGAUUAGGUCAUUCACUAACUUAAAGCAUCACUGUUUUGCACUUUCAUGAAACAUUUGUAGAAUUUUUGAACAAUUGAAUCCAAGUUUGAGUUCAUGAACUAUAAACAAUAACUGGCUGAGAGUUCACUUGUUCCAUAAUAUUUUUGUGGAAGUCCUCUUUCCUGUUUGUGAGUAAGAAUGAAGAGUCAUGAGAAACGGCAGAACCUCAGCACAGAUCGUUGUCAAAGGUGGACUGUUCUGAUAAAUUGAUGUAUGUGAAUGUUAUUUUUUUAGGAAAGUUGAAUAUUGCUUCAGCCGUCAUUUGAAAAAUAAACCAAUUACAUGUGAACCUUUUUUUCGAGUGAAAAAAGUUGUCACUCAGUUGAAUGUUUACUCAACGUUUGCAAACCCUUUUCGCACAAGUUGUCGUCACUGUUUGUUGAGGUAAU
This is a messenger RNA of Perca flavescens (yellow perch), 5052 nucleotides long. It is a transcript of the gene adrb2a, whose product is annotated as adrenoceptor beta 2, surface a. Gene Ontology annotation, cellular component: plasma membrane. The record is from RefSeq and is a predicted model, not a curated record. NCBI's taxonomy places the organism in Eukaryota, Metazoa, Chordata, Actinopteri, Perciformes, Percidae. Gene Ontology annotation, molecular function: beta2-adrenergic receptor activity; norepinephrine binding. Bases 127 to 1383 code for a protein of 418 amino acids. The transcript is spliced from 2 exons. Gene Ontology annotation, biological process: positive regulation of MAPK cascade; norepinephrine-epinephrine-mediated vasodilation involved in regulation of systemic arterial blood pressure; adenylate cyclase-activating adrenergic receptor signaling pathway.